Molecule: messenger RNA, 2763 nt
Organism: Mytilus trossulus (common blue mussel)
Lineage: Eukaryota; Metazoa; Mollusca; Bivalvia; Mytilida; Mytilidae
Exons: 6
Coding region: 1-2742 (913 amino acids)
Biological process (GO): homophilic cell-cell adhesion
Cellular component (GO): membrane
Molecular function (GO): calcium ion binding
Source: RefSeq, a predicted model, not a curated record
AUGUUGUUUUACUUAUUUACACCUUCAUGUAUACAGGCUUUGGAGCAAGAAUGUGGUAACAAAAGAAAACGACGUGAUGUAAAUUCAGACGUAGUGUACAACGUCAUUGUCACAUCUAAACCAAUGAAUAAUUUCAGAUUAAUGGUAGAGGAGAUUUUUGGAAACGAAGAAAUGUUCCAGGUUAAUAAAGAGUGGUAUCCUGCUUUUAAAACAGUUAUUUCUGAUAACAGUGAAAGUGGUUCAAUACUUUCAAAAGAUGAAAAGUCAUUUGUGCUGAACACUUUAACAAGUAAUAUCUCAAAGCCCGUCUUAGACGGAUUUUUAGAAAGAUGGAACAAUACUGUUUCAGCAUGGGACAACGGAACUUUAAACGAAGAAAUCAAAACUGGAAGCGUUAUAAACCUGUCUCGACUUAGUGUGAUGAUGCAACAGUACAUCACAGACACCAAAACAGCUGAAGACAGGGGAUUUAAUUCAAUAUUCAGUGAUUUUGAUCAUGCUUUGAAUGCAUAUGUUUUGGCUGAACAGGAAACUCAAGCAGCAGGGAGCAGUAAAAAGGACGGUGCAGUAUGUGCUAAGGUCCGUGUGAGAAUUGUUCAGGAUCUUGUUUUAACUAGAGACGCCUUUAAUGCUCGUUUUGAAAUCGAAAACGGAGAAAACUCGGCUCUUGAAAGUAUUCAUGUUGAAAUUGAAAUCAAGCACAACACUGGAAAUGGAGAAGUUGUUAAUGAAUUGUUUUCUAUUGGAGACCCAGAUUUAAUAGGACUAACAGGGGUAGACGGUGACGGUCGACUAGGAGUUGAUUUAUCUGGAUCAGCAGAAUGGUUGAUUAUUCCGUACUCCAUUGCAGCACCAAAUGAUGAUGUAAUGUUUAAUGUUGGUGGAAGAUUGUCCUAUCGGGUUGGAGGAUCAAACUUUUCAGUUCCAUUGCUACCGGAUACAAUAACAGUAAAGCCUAACCCAAGCCUGGUGCUACAUUAUUUUCACGAAAAGUAUGUUAGAGGGGACGAUCCUUUGACACCAGAAAAGGAGCCAGUCAUUCCAUUUACUUUAGCAGUUAUGGUAAGAAAUUCAGGAUACGGAGUCGCCCGAGCUCUUAAAAUAUCGUCUGCGCAACCGCAAAUUAUAGAAAAUGAUAAAGGAUUGCUUAUUACUUUUAAAAUUAUUGGAGGUUGUUUAGGUAACAAACCAAUCACACCGUCUCUUAUUGUUGACUUUGGUGAUAUUAAAUCUUUUGAAACCAAGACAGCCAGAUGGAUGCUGACGUCAACACUUCAAGGAACCUUCUAUAACUUUAGUGCAACAUUUGAGAAUAUAAAUCCAUUAGGAGAUCCACAACUUUCAUUAUUUGAAAACGUUUGGUAUCAUGAACUUAUUCAUUUGGUUAGACUAUUCAGUGACGAUGAGGAUGAUGGCUUCGACGAUUUCUUAGUAAAUGACUUUGUUGAUAAUAAAGGAAUACCAGAAAGGGUAUACAACAGUGCGAAUGGAUCUGAUGUCUAUGACGUUAUGAGUGCAACUGUCCUAGGAUUAUCGUCAAGCUCUUUAGUUAAGACCGAUAUGACAAGAUAUACACUAGUUUAUAUGGAGAUACUCACUAAUACAUCUAAUUGGUUCUAUGCAAGGGUAAAAAAUAAUAUCACAAGCCCUCAUCAUAUGUUACUUUCUGUCAUGUCAGAUGAUAAUCGCGAUAUAGUAGUUGAUAAAAAUAUAUGGACUACCACUCAUAUACUGGACUCAUACCUUAUUCAUUUGUUUGACUUUAUAAAAAACAAUAAUAGUGUUUCGGAAGAAAUAGAAAUGAAAUAUGUUUUAACAUUUGGGCCAAAAAAUUUGCAUCCUCCAAAAUUCAACGAAACGUCUUACUCGAUAAAACUAUCAACGGAAACUCAAAAAGGAUUGUCUAUUCUUACAGUUCACGCUUACGAUCUCGAUAAAAAUGAAAUUACGUUUGAAAUUAUUGGAUUUGAAAAUGAGACAUUUGCUAUAGACCCCCAUACUGGAGUUGUUACUUUAUUACACAGUCCGUUAGAAAUUGGUGAGAUAAGGCUUCGAGUAAUGUGCAGAGAUGACGGUAUUCCAUCACUUUCGGGUGUUGUAACUGUGAUUGUUUAUGUUACAUCUGAUGAAAUCACGACAACAACGAUAGUUACCUCUUCGGACGCGUCAACUGAUAUUUCAAUGACGUCACAGUCCAACAAAUUAUUAACGUCAUCUUCGGACGCAUCAACUGACAUUUCAGUGACGUCACAGUCCAACAACGUAUUAACGUCAUCUUCGGACGCAUCAACUGACAUUUCAGUGACGUCACAGUCCAACACUUUAUUAUCGUCAUCUUCGGACGCAUCAACUGACAUUUCAGUGACAUCACAGUCCACCGACUUAUUAACAUCUUCUGUAAAAUUUCCAUCAACUUCAAUAGUAUCCAGUACAAAUACCGUCUAUUCAAAAGAAGUCGAAACGACAACCGAAUCAGCGAGCGAUAAAACAACAGUCUCUGAAACAACUGGUUUAGCAGAUAAGACAACCGUAUCAUCUUUUUAUAAAACAACCGUACCGUUUACUUCGACGAGCACAGUAGAGCAGACAUCCAAAUCGAUGUAUGACAAAUCGACUAUUCCAUUUUCAUCGCCAACUGCAAUUCAAACGACAGAAAUGCCAUCGUCUGCAGUAAAACAAGUCAUACAGUUUGUACUUUUGGUCGUCACAAAUUUUAUUUGUCUUUGCUUAGUCUUAAUUUAACUGUUCUGGUAGAAAACAAAA